Chironomus riparius is the source of this 450-nucleotide messenger RNA. NCBI's taxonomy places the organism in Eukaryota, Metazoa, Arthropoda, Insecta, Diptera, Chironomidae. The record is from the annotation of a GenBank genome assembly.
AUGAAGUUCAAUAAAAUUUUAUCAAUGGCUUUAUAUUUGUUGGUCUUGCACACAGUUUCUGUAGAACCACAUUUUCCAUGGAAAUUUCCUGUAAAUCCAGGUCAACAGAAUGCAAGACAACCUAGUGUUUGCACAGAAUGCUUAAAAAAAUUGUCAAAUUUAGCAAAAAUCUUCAACAUUCCCGGGUUUUCCCAGUUUGGAAAUAUUAGAACAACCACAACACAACAGCCGUCUUACUUUUCUACUACAAUUAGAACAUUGAUCACAGACAAUCCACAAACUUUUAGACCACCUUUCACAAGAAGACCAACUGCUAUUGUACAACCAGGAGUGGAUAGAGAAGAAAUUAAUAGAUUUACAUCAACAGAAGACAGAAUUCGAGCUAUAUUAAGAACUUCUAGUGAGGCUCCGGUUGCUCAGCAGUCACUUUAUGACUAUCCAGCUAAAUAA